AGCGAUUUAUACGAUUCUUUGCUAAUAAUUGACACUGGAUGCAGAAAUUUGCUAUGCUAUAUAUACAUAUGAUAGAUGUAUCUAUAUUUGGAUUAAUUAUUGCUUAUCACGAGUAAAGAAUAAUGUACAAUUCAAUUCCGUACAAAAUAUGUUUUCAGUUAAAUUGUACAUUGCAUGCAUAACUAAAAUUUUUAGUACAUAUUCAAUCGAGUUUGUUUGGACAAUGGUUUGCACUCCACAGAAAAACAAGCGUGGGCUAAACUAUAAAGUUGUCAACAACGUUGUCAAAGAGAUGUUAUCCAUAAAUAGCUCUCUCCUCGAGAUGUGAUUUUCUCCACGCACAAAAUCCUAUAUCAAAUUCCUUCCAAGGAGAGAGUAAUGUCAAAGCAAUCUACCAAUGACAAAGUACCACCUCUCCGAUUUCGUGUACUGAUAUUCGUUAAUGUGAUAUGGAAUUUAUGUAAUAAAAAUGAAGACAUGUGGCAAAAAAAUCAAUAGAUUUCGUAACAUUUCUAAAAUAAAAUGUGUUCAAACUUAAAAAUCAGCCUCCCAAUUCAACAUUUUUUACAAUCGGCUCAUUUUCAGGUACAAACAUACUUAAUUAGAUACAAUUAUUACAAUUAAUGAUCCAAAAACCAGUCACACUGGCAAUUGUGCUUACUCAUUAAAUGCUAAAAGUAACAUCAUUCAGACAUACUUUCUUAUCAGUAUGCAUUCCUACAUACAUAUGCAAAUGCACAUAUGUGUACAUGCAGGCAAGUCUAUGUUUCUGCCAGUGAUAAUCCAUACAUAACAGCUUAAUCUAAUAAAAAUCAGUGCAAAAUCAAUACUACAUCCUCCCCCAACAACAAUGCAGCUUUUUUCAGGCAUGGUACAUACAUACUUAUGUAAAACUCGCAAGAUUUCGCAUCUCCCUUAUGAAUAUCCGGACCGGAAAGAACUCUGGUGUUGAGGCUAAUCUAUCUCGUCCAUACACAUGUCAAGCAUGUCAUCAUUACGGAUCUUGUUUCCCUGUCGAGGAGAGAAUAAAGCUGUCCCUGGAGGGAAAGGUGAGUCCUAUAAGCACACAACAUGAUCCACAGGUGAAGGUGAAAGCACGACACGCGCACAGAGCGAUUUCUCCAAAUCAAGGACAAGUUGUUACCCUUGGUUGCAGCCAGCGUGGAGGCGGAUGCUAUUACUUUCUCCGGGAGUGAGUGCUUUCUCCCUGCUUUCUCCAUUUUCUCGGCAGCUUUCCCCACGUCCUCUCCUGCUUUCUCCUCUCCUCCGAAAUAACAUCUCGUCCUUACCCGCACACACGGGAAAUUGGGCUCAAUAUUAUUUUCGUGUCGGCGUAGAACACUUAGAUAUUUAUCCGCAAGAUAAUAUUCGUUUGUUGUCAAAACUUGGAAACAAAAUGUCCCGUUAUGUUUGCAAACUUUACAAGAUCUUGGAGGAGGAAUCUAGCCGCGAUGAAGGCGAUUCCCCACCACCACACAAACCUGAAACUCAAUCAACAGGUCCGCCCUCCGAGACAUCGCUCGCCCUCAUGAAUCCUCUGAUUCUCGACUCCAUUUUCUCCAAGUUGGACACCCGAACUUUAAAGAUCGCCCGACAAAUUUGUCAAACUUGGGCGGACAUUGGCGCCACCCAUCUCGCCACGCGGACCUACUUCAUGACCUGCCACAUGCUCCCACAUCACUGCUCCAGAAUCCUGCCCCCCUUCAACCCCAAGCUCGCAAAGAUUGUCAAAGUCAUAUUUUGCAAUUGCAGAAAUCCCGAAAACAACUUACUCAAGGAAAUCCGGCAUGAAAUCAUGACCAAAAACUUUUUCACCUUAUUCACGCAAAUUCAUGAGGUAACGGAAGUGCUGGACUUCUCCAUCAAUUCAAACUUCUCUCUGGCUCCGUUAAUAAGGUCGUUGUCCAUCUUGAAAUUUCCGCACUUGAAAGAAUUGACCCUUCACGAACCACACGUUCCGGAGGAAGCCAUUUCCCAAAAUCAGUUGUGCAUGCUUCCCAAACGGCCAAGUUUGACGAGAUUGAAUGUCCACUUGGCCAGGGAGAAAUCUCCGUUUGGUCAAAUUUUGCAAAAAUUGGUCAAUGCAGCACCCAAUUUGGGAAUUUUGCAAAUUUCUGGAAAUCAGACGCCAUGCUUGGCUGAGUGCAAGAUGUUGAAAUGCUUGGAGUUCAAGGGGACCUACAAACACACGGGACAGGUCAUGUUCAGCAUGCAGAAAUUGAAUGGGAUGUUGGCCGAUGUGAAGAAUUCGCUGGUUGAACUGGUCCUUAAAAUGGAUGAUCUCGAGGGUAAGGUUUCAACCGCUGGGAAUUAUAAUGUGGACGAAAAUUUUACUCUGCCAACAAUGCCGCUCCUCAUAAUCCUCACCGUACUGGAAGUCGACCUAUUUUCCAUCCAGAAUGAUUGGUCCCCAAAGAAAGUUCCCGUCUUGAAGGAGCUGUAUCUCCGUUCGAAAAAACGACUCGGCGUGAGUUCCUGCGUCUCCGCCCUGCACAUUCCGCACGAUCGGCUAGAAUCUCUGGAACUUUGGGGGGAUGGCACGGUCGACUCGGUCAAACGGAUUCGUCAGAUAUUUCCAACCUUGAAGAAUUUAGAGGUUGUCAUGAUCUGCCCGGAUUUGACGGAUGAAAACAAAAUGCGACACUUUACCCGACGCAUUGAAGCUUUCGGCAAGUUGAACAGAGACCAUUUAACCAUCACGGUGUCGAGAAUUCAUCGCUUCAUAUAUGCGAUGAUUGCACUGGAUGCCAUUUCCAGACUUAAGGCAUCCGUCGUCGUCAACCUCGAGUUCACUCGUUCCGCAUAUAUCGACAGCUACAACAAACCUGGAUUUGAGGUUAUGCUUCAGUCAUGCAAGCAGAUUAGCAAAAUUACCUUUGAAGGAGAGGGGAUUAUUCCCCUCAUCGGAAAGAACCUGGUCACCAAGUCGGGCAACUUAUUGCCAGUUACUAUCAUAUCAAGACCGGUGAUUAGCAUGGACAUCCGACUCUUGUUGGAUGAAGACCUUCAAAAUAUGUAAAAUCCAACAUCUUCGUCCACAACCAGCAGGGUAAUGACUCAUGUAACAUAUGAAUGUAUAACACAUUUUGUCACCAAAUGUGUAUGUACACAGUAAAUGAUUCCGAGCCAUUGUUUACUGUGCAUAUGCAAAUAAUGCCAUCCUUGUUGUCUCUUUAUUUAAUAAAAAGAACUCAGUAAAGCGUAAAGAUGCAACAAAAAUGGGAAGAAAUAAAAACAUACAUGCAUACACAUUUGCAAAAAAAGUACGAAAUUGGUUACAUGAGCCAUACAUAAAACAGUUUAUUUAACUAAUUGGUGAUGUUUAUUAACCUGAUAAAAUCAUGACCUAGGAUAACUUGAAAGUAAUAAAUGUGUGAUGAAUAUAUUUGAUGUUAUAUGCAUAACUUUACGUAACAUAGCUUAAUUUUGUAAAAAAAUCUGUCCAAUAAAACCCACCCACAACAAAGUAA
Molecule: messenger RNA, 3470 nt
Organism: Folsomia candida
Lineage: Eukaryota; Metazoa; Arthropoda; Collembola; Entomobryomorpha; Isotomidae
Exons: 6
Coding region: 1172-3019 (615 amino acids)
Molecular function (GO): protein binding
Source: RefSeq, a predicted model, not a curated record